GCUCUCCCCAGGGGCAGCGCCGCCUCCUCCUCGCCGCACCCCCCCCCCUCCUGCGGCCAGCUGAGGGUGCAGGAGGGCUAGCUCUGGACACUGCAACCAGGCGGGGUGAAGCGAGAGGAGAAAGCCUAGCAGACGAAGGGGAGGGGGCGGCGGGGUUUUUGCCUUUGCGGCGCUCCCUAUCACCCGACGCGGGCACCCAAUGGAGUCCUUGCCGUCCCGGGGCUCCGGGGACAUGGGUUUCUCCGAGACCCCAGACGAGCUGGAGUGGAACUUCACCUAUGGGGCUCAGGGCGAGGGAAACGGCUCCCUCUCUGGCUUUUGGUACAAUAGGAACCAGACUCACCUCUUUGGUGUAUUGCUGGCAGUUACAGGAAACUUAAUCAUCAGCAUUUCACUCAACAUACAGAAAUAUUCUCACCUUAAGUCAGCACAUCAAGGAAGCCAAAAGCCCUAUUUCCAAAGUAUCUUGUGGUGGUGUGGAAGCCUCCUGAUGGCAAUUGGGGAGAUGGGAAAUUUUGCAGCUUAUGGAUUGGCACCUAUUACCCUCAUUGCACCUUUGGGUUGUGUGUCUAUUUCAGGUAGUGCUAUUAUGUCUGUUACUUUUCUGAAAGAAAAUUUGAGAUCCUCAGACUUACUUGGUGUGACAUUGGCAUCUGCAGGAACAUAUUUAUUGGUGGCUUUUGCUCCAGAUAUAAGUCAAGAUAUCACAGCAAGAAAAGUACAAUAUUAUUUGGUUGGCUGGCAGUUCCUGGCCUAUGUGAUCUUAGAAAUAUUAAUAUUCUGCAUUCUGCUGUAUUUCUAUAAAAGAAAGGAUAUGAAACACAUUGUCAUUUUGUUGACACUUGUGGCACUACUGGCCUCUAUGACUGUUAUUUCAGUGAAGGCAGUCUCAAGCAUGAUCUUUCUCUCUGUGAAGGGAAAAAUGCAACUAACCUACCCUAUCUUUUAUAUCAUGUUCAUCAUCAUGAUGGCAUCCUGUAUUUUUCAGGUCAAGUUUCUGAACCAAGUGAUGAAGCUCUACAAAACAACAACAGUUAUACCAUUGAAUUACAUGUUCUUCACUACGAGUGCCAUUAUUGCAGGAAUUAUAUUUUAUCAAGAAUUCCUAGGGGCAGCUUUGCUUAGUGCAUUUAUGUACCUUUUUGGGUGUUUUCUGUCCUUUUUUGGAGUGCUUUUGGUCACAAGAAAUCGAGACAAGGAACAUUUGCAACAAUCAUAUAUUGAUUUUGGACAAAUUCCUGGGAAACAAAUGUUGGACAAAAUCCAGCCAGAGGCCAAUGGCCAAACCUAUGGAACUCUGCCUGAUGAAAGCAACUCCACGAAGAGCUCAGGCAGAGAGAAGAAAGACAUCUGAAUGCCAAGAGGAACAUUUGUUGGCCUGUUAUUUAAUACUACCUUUAAAGCAAACUGCACAUGUCCUAUUUGUGGCAAAAGUUAUUUUAUGGUGACAUUUGUUCAUAUUGUCUCAGUGUUUCCUGCCUCUCUCCUCUUGGGACAAUCAUGUGCCUGCUCAGCUUUGAGAAACUAAUGCUUUCUGAAAACCGAAAAGUCUAGAAAUGUAAUCUGCAAUUACUUUAAUGCUCCAGACCUCUGACUAGUCAUCAUUUAUUUGUCCUUGUAAAGUUUAAAUACAUCAUAGAUGAGUGUUUGUGUGUGUUCGGAUAUGUGUGUAUACAUAUGCAGGUGCAUCCUAUUUCAUAUUCAAACCAAAUGUAUUUGGGAGGAAUCAGUUUCUCUACUUUAUAAUCACUUCUUCUUACCUACUCCUGACAUACUUCUAAGAAAAAGAGGCUUUAUACUAUUUCUUUUUAUGAGGGAGAAUUAUUUAAAGCAUACUUAUAAAGAACUAAUCCUUGGAGUCCUAGAUUAGUUCGGUGAAUCAUCUUUUCUAAAAAUCAAAGCUUUUGCAGUCAUCCUUUGAAAAUUAAGGGCCUUUUGUAGACUGGAAUUUUUUUUCAGCAGUACACUCUAAUUAUGGACCUCAAAGCUUAAUAUCCUUGGCUGGUUUAUUUAAAAAAAAAAAAAAACAAUGCCCUAUUUAAGAUAGGAAAGUUUUAAUAGAAAAGCAUACUCUAUAAAGUUAAGUUAUGAUAAUCACUGAUAUUUAUAUGUACUUUCAAGUUUGCAAAUCACUUUCCAUAAAUUAUCUCAUCUUAACCUCAUAAGAACUUUGUGAGGUAGGUAGGUACCUAUUUUAUAGGUACAUAAUAUCCCUAUUUUUAUAGAUGAGGAAAUUGAAGCUCAGAAAGGUUAAAUGUCAGAGGCGGGAUCUUAGCUGUGUCCAAAUCCAAUCUUCCAUCUAUUUUGUUAUGCUGCUGAAUUUUCCUAUAAAAAAAUUUAAGAAUUUAAAGGUCCAGAUUCCUUUAGCUCUAAUGCUUUGAUGUAAUAAUUGAGCUUGAAGAAAAAUCUUUAUAUGUUAUAUACAUAUAUUUGUCUUUCAUUAUGAUGUCUUUGACAAAUAGAUUGUACAAUGCGAUUUUUUUAAUCGCAAAGAUGUCAGAAUUCCUAUUCAAAUUAUUAGUGAUAUUCUCAGCUGCCAUGUGCUGUUUUUAUUGCAGGUAAUUAGUUCAGAGAUUUUAAAUGCCUUUCUAGGUAAAGAGAGACUUACACUGUUGAAGAGUUGAAUUUUAUCUGAAUUUUAACCCAUACCUAAUUAUGUGAAGAGCCUAUAAAUGAGUUGUAACUUUCCAGAGUUCAUAAGCAGAAAACAAACUGAGGCAGGAAUUCUGUGACAGAUCACCUUUUGAUCACAUUUACUUCCAUGCAAAAUUGAUUCGUAGUGUGUCACACAUGAAUUGAGUUGAACAAGCAUUUCUUAAACAUUUUUCUUACUAUGCACAAAACAUCAUGCCUGGUUCUAUAGAGAGGAUACUUUGACGAGUAUAAUCAUCUAGACCUUUAAGUAACUCAAAAUCUAGUAGAUAAGGAAUAAAUUACUGUUGUUUGAUUUCAGUUAUGUUUGAUUCUUCAUGGCCCCUUUGGCGAUUGUUUUUGGCAAGAUAUUGGUUUACCAUUUCCUUUUCCAAGUCAUUUUUACAGAUGAGGAAACUAAGACAAACAGGGUUAAGUGACUUGCCCAGGGUCACACAGCUUAUACAUGUCUGAGACCAGAUUUAAACUCAUGAAGAUGAUUCCAAGUCCAAUGUUCUAGCUGCUGAGCCACCCAGCAACAAGAAAUAGCUAUUCAAAUUACUAUAGUACAAGGUAGAAUGUUAAGUCCAGUUCAACAAUUAUUAUUAAGCAUUUACCAUGUUCAAAGUACUAUGUUAAAUGCCAAGGAUUCAAAGACCUUUGGUAGCACAGCCUGCCCAUUCUGUCCUCCAAUCCCCAUAGCUUUAGUUUCCUUGCUAGUACUUCUCUUGGAGCAUGCCCUCCUUAUCUCUGCCUCUCAGAAAAAGCCCUGGCUUCUUUAAAAGUUCAGUUCAGGAACCAUAUCCCAACCCUACUUCAUCUUUGAGAGUUUAUUUUAGAUGAAAAUAAAUCUCCAGAGAGAAGACAAUAGCCCACACUGACCCAGACCAUACUGUUCUUAAUGUUGUCUCUGGACUUUCAGCUCAUUGACCAUCUAACCCAACUCUUUGUUUUGAUACUUUAGCAAGUGCUUUAUAGAAUAUCUCAUCAUUCCCUGAUGGUGCCUUCAAUCAAUCAACAAGCAUUUAUAUGAAGUGCUGGGCUCUAUGCUCUGGGGUAAUGGACAAAAGUUUCCCUGACCUCAAGGAGGUCAUUAUAUUCCAAGCAAUAGGGUGAGAAGGAGAUGUACAUUGGUGUACAGAUAUAAAUGAAAUAGGAAUCUAGUGCAUUAUAUACCCUAUUGGCUUGCUAAGAUAUCCCUAUAUCUAGAGGAUAAUGAGAUAACUUUAUAAGAGAAUUGUAAUAAUGAGCAAGGGAAGUACCUUGAGGAGACAGACUAUGGAGCAUGUGUAGACAUUCUGAACUUAUUCUUGUCAGUUAACUACACAUAAGAAGUAAUUGCCAAGGCUUUCCAAAAAUCCUGUAAUUUCAACUAUAGUCUCUUUAUUUCAUUUGCUUUUAUGGGAUCUCAGUAACUCAUUUCUUCAUAGCAUCCAAUGAAAGGAACGUCAAAAGUUGGGAAAAGCAGGUAGUUUAAUGGAACUGGAAUGCUAGUCAUUAGCCCCCUAGUACAUGAAGGAAUAUAGCCAAUAGAAAAAUGCCACCUACAAUUCUCUCAGGUUACCUAAGACUCUGAAGGGCAGACAUAGCCUGCUUUGUCUUUGAGCAAGAGCCAGAGCAACCAUUUCAUAUGGACUAGCUUUUUUGAAGGAAUAUUUUUUUGAAUUUUGAAGGAAUAUUUACUUCAAAAAUAUAUCAAGGACAAAUGUACCAACAUUUUCCUCCAAUACCUCUGAGCCAAACUCCAUCUUAGAGAGACAACUUUGCUAGAUGAUGAGCCAUGACCUAUAUGCUAAAACCUCAUUGCACAAUAUUAAUAAAGGCAUAAUAAUAUAAGCAUAAUGUUAGACAGCCAAUGGCUCAAUGAAUAGACCAUUGGAUCUGGAGUCAAAAAGACUUGAGUUCAAAUCAGAUACUUAGCAAGUCACUUAAUCUUCAUCUUGAUUAACUGGAGGAAAAAAUGGCAGAUUACUCCAGGAUCUCUUACAAGAGAAACAUCUCUAUCCCUCAGAUAAUUUGAUCCACAGUAUCAUGAAGAGUUGGAUACAUCUGAAUGACCAAACAACAACAAAUCUGCAAAACAAAUAUGGGGUACCUUGGAGAGGGACAGAACUGGUAGAUAUCUCUAUUAACAGAAAACCUACACAAGUGAAAGAACUAAAUUUUGGGGAAUAUUAUAUAUUUGUUGUUGCUCAAUUGUAUUCAACUCUUCUUGACAUCAUAGAUGUUCUAUGGGGUUUUCUUGACAUGGAUACUGGAGUAUCUUUCUUUAGUAGAAUACGGCAAGCAAGAUUAAAUGGCGUGUGCAGGGUCACAGUAUCUGUGUAUCUGAAGUUGUAUCUGAAGCUGAAUUUGAGCUCAGGCCUUCUUGACUCCAGGCCCAGUGUUCUUGCCACCAAGCUGCCCUUUCAGAAUACAGAUUACACUAAUAAGGAAAUAUGUUUUGCAUAACUUCACAUGUAUAAUUGAUUUCAUAUUACUUGGCUUCUCAAGGAAUAAGGGAGGGAUGGGAGGUAAGGAGAGAAUUUAUAACUCAAUAUUUUAAAAAAUGAAUGUUAAAAUUUUCUUCAUGCAUUUGGAAAAUAUUUAACAAAAUAAAUAUUAAUAUUUUUAAAAGAAUAUAGGGCCAUAUUCUAGAUCUUUAAACUUAACUAACAUCUUUUAUAUAGAGGAAAUGAAAAUAGAAAAUAUGGUAUCUUUAUCACUUGUUAAAUUCCUUACUCCUUUUGAUAGUUCCCAUUUAGAUCACCAAAUAGCUAGAUUAGAAAGAUCUUUAUUGAACCCACACUCCAGGUUGAUAAUAGUGUUGGGAUGAGUAAUAAGGCUCCUCCCAUCCAGCAGAUUAAAAUAGAGCCCUUUACCUUCUGCUUAUGUCUCAGUUUACAUGCCUACAAACCCUAUAAUUUGUAAUACUUAUGUGAACAGGAUCACUCAAAAAAGAAAAUAAAAGAAAAUUUUCCUUAAA
Molecule: messenger RNA, 5596 nt
Organism: Antechinus flavipes (yellow-footed antechinus)
Lineage: Eukaryota; Metazoa; Chordata; Mammalia; Dasyuromorphia; Dasyuridae
Gene: NIPAL2
Product: NIPA like domain containing 2
Exons: 11
Coding region: 200-1354 (384 amino acids)
Biological process (GO): magnesium ion transport
Cellular component (GO): membrane
Molecular function (GO): magnesium ion transmembrane transporter activity
Source: RefSeq, a predicted model, not a curated record